Messenger RNA from Dictyostelium purpureum, 1644 nucleotides. RefSeq lists its product as uncharacterized. The transcript has 2 exons. Bases 1 to 1644 code for a protein of 547 amino acids. The record is from RefSeq and is a predicted model, not a curated record. NCBI's taxonomy places the organism in Eukaryota, Evosea, Eumycetozoa, Dictyosteliales, Dictyosteliaceae.
AUGAGAGUCAAAGUACUUUGGAAAGAACAUAAAUUUAUUUUACCAACAGGCAAAAAUAAUGUUAAAGUUUCAGAUCUCUUUAGAGAUAUUGCAUCAAAAUUUGCUUCAUAUUCAUUAGAAGAAUUUAUUGUUUCAGAGUUAAAAACAAUUGAUGGUUUUAUUAUCUCACCACAUUAUUUAAUUGAAGAAGCCAUCGUUGACAAUGAAACAUUGGUUGUUGUUGAUUUCGAAUCAUGGAAAAACGAACAAUUCAAAUUAUGCAAUAAAUCAUUUGUUUUAUUUGCUUUAGAAAAUUUCGAACAAGAUAACAAAUUAAGAGUUAAUAUUGGUUUAAAUACAUUAAAUAAGUUAUUUGUUUCAAUUGGUUUAUAUAAUAAAUUAUAUAGAUUAGAGUUAUUCGAUUCAAGUGAUUUAAGAGCAUUCCAUAAAGAUGGUGACCAUGUUGUUACUCAUUGGGAAGAUGGUAAAGGUAAUGUAGCAAAGGUAUUCUUUGUUGUUGAGGGUGGUGUUGUUAAAACAGUUAGAGCCGAAAUUUCAACUGAAUCAGCACCAAUCCCACAAAUUCAAUCUAUCAAUAUUUUAGUUAGUGGAAACAAGAUCGAAGCUGGUGAAAUUAAAACUAUCCAAAAUGCAUAUGCACCAUACACUGAGGAUUCAACAGUUACCCCACAAGAUGAGGUUAGAACUGGUAAAAGUUAUCAAGAUUAUGAUAUAGAUUAUUAUGUUACUGAUGGUGGUAAUGGUACCGAUGCCUCCAAUCAUGCUGUAGUCACUGGACCAUCAAAUAUUCGUUUCGAACAAACCGAUAUCACUCGUGCAGAAAUGAGCCAAUAUUCAAACAAUGGUGUUUUCUGGAAUUCAUUCUACACCGAUUUCCAAAUCACCAACAACGAUCCAGAUAGAAUCACCCUUUCUAAAAUCUCUGCAGAGUAUCAAGAUAUAGCCGGUGAAUGGAAACCAAUGUCCGCUCUCUUUGGCACCAAAAGAAGCAAUUCAAACUAUGACUAUAAUUGGAGAACUGAUUCAAGUAACAUCAUUAUUCCAUUAGACCCAAGAGACACUAUUAAGCUUUCAUUCAAUACUCGUGUCGAAAUCAAAGGUGAUAAUUCAGAAAGACGUUACCGUUCACAUCACUCACUUCCAAAUGUAUUAAAUAUUAAAGUUCAUGUCACUGAUGACAAGCAAAAAGUUACCACCAUUCCACUCUUAUACAAGAACAAGACUGAAGACCCAGUUUUCCCAAUUUUAAAAACUCGUCAAGCAAGAGUCGAUAAACCAAUUGUUUUCUUCCAAACUGUCGAUAAUCUUAAAACUACCAAUCGUGGUUGGGUUCAACUUACCAAGAGCACCAACGAUAAUAAAAAUAUUUUAGUAUAUUCAUCUAAUUUCUCAAGUAGCCAACACUACAUCAGUGAAGUAUCUUUACACGAAGCCGUCUAUCAAGCCUCCAAAAACAAGGAAUCUAAAUAUAAAAUCAGUCACUACUCUGCCUCAAACAGCGAUUUCAGUGUUGAAGUCUUUGCUCAUAUAGACUUUGAAAAGAAGAGAGUUACCUCACUUGUUUUCGAAUUAUUCGAUUCAACUAAAACUAAUUCAUCAGUCAAAUAUUUCCCAAUUCCAAAAUUCGUUGAUGAAAAAUGGUAA